Bombina bombina (fire-bellied toad) is the source of this 5372-nucleotide messenger RNA. It is a transcript of the gene CKAP5, whose product is annotated as cytoskeleton associated protein 5. Gene Ontology annotation, cellular component: centrosome; kinetochore; microtubule plus-end. Gene Ontology annotation, biological process: establishment or maintenance of microtubule cytoskeleton polarity; centrosome duplication; mitotic spindle organization. The coding region runs from base 183 to 5372 and encodes 1729 amino acids. Gene Ontology annotation, molecular function: microtubule plus-end binding; microtubule plus end polymerase activity. The transcript has 38 exons. Lineage: Eukaryota; Metazoa; Chordata; Amphibia; Anura; Bombinatoridae. The record is from RefSeq and is a predicted model, not a curated record.
GCGUGACCAGUGUUCUGCCUUUUAUUUCAUUGGAUGUUACUCCCUGAUGCUUAGCGGUGUGAUUCUCCGGUAGGAUGCGGCCGAGCCUUUUGUGUCGGGCGGCUUGAGUGGGAGAGGCCCCUGAGAGAGGACACCGGCUGCUUUGGAGGUUACAAUAGUGCUGAAACUUAAAGGCUGACACCAUGGGGGACGACAGUGAGUGGAUGAAACUUCCCAUUGACCAGAAAUGUGAACAUAAGGUAUGGAAAGCAAGGCUAAAUGGGUAUGAGGAAGCUAUGAAGCUCUUCCAGAAACUAGAUGAGAAAAGCCCUGAAUGGUCUAAAUAUCUGGGUCUGAUCAAGAAGUUUGUUACGGAAUCCAAUGCUGUUGCCCAAUUGAAAGGCUUGGAAGCUGCUCUUGUCUUUGUAGAAAAUGCACAUGUUGCAGGAAAAACAACCGGUGAAGUGGUCUCAGGAGUUGUUAAUAAGGUGUUUAACCAGCCAAAAGCCAGAGCUAAAGAACUGGGUGCAGAUAUUUGUUUGAUGUAUAUAGAGAUAGAGAAAGCUGAAGCCGUGCAAGAAGAGUUGCUAAAGGGUCUGGAUAACAAGAACCCAAAGAUUGUGGUGGCUUCUGUAGAAACCUUGAGGCGAGCACUGAGUGAGUUUGGAUCUAAGAUAAUGUCCUUGAAGCCAAUUAUUAAAGUGUUGCCAAAAUUAUUUGAGUCUCGAGAAAAGGCUGUCCGAGAUGAAGCCAAACUCUUCGCUGUGGAGAUAUACCGCUGGAUCCGAGAUGCCCUGAGGCCUCCGUUACAAAACAUUAACCCUGUGCAACUUAAAGAGUUAGAAGAAGAAUGGGUGAAACUUCCACAGUCUGCUCCCAAACAAACUCAUUUCCUGCGUUCUCAGCAAGACCUUAAAGCUAAGUUUGAGCAGCAGCAGGCAUGUGGUGGUGAUGCUGGAGGGGAGGAGUGUGAAGAGGAGGAUGCUGUGCCACAGGUGGAUGCCUAUGAGCUACUUGAAGCUGUUGAAAUUCUCGCCAAGCUGCCCAAAGAUUUUUAUGAUAAAAUUGAGGCCAAAAAGUGGCAAGAGAGAAAGGAGGCUUUGGAAGCUGUGGAGAUCCUAGUGAAAAAUCCCAAGAUUGAACCUGGUGACUUUGCAGACCUUGUGAAAGCUCUAAAGACGGUUGUUGGUAAAGACACUAAUGUUAUGCUUGUCGCCCUUGCUGCCAAAUGCCUGACUGGUUUAGCAACUGGCCUCAGGAAGAAGUUUGGGACUUACGCUGGACAUGUUGUGCCAACAAUACUAGAAAAAUUUAAGGAGAAGAAGCCUCAGGUUGUCCAGGCACUUCAGGAAGCAAUAGAUGCCACUUUCCUAACAACUACUUUACAAAACAUUAGUGAAGAUGUCUUGGGAGUAAUGGACAACAAGAACCCAGCAAUAAAACAGCAAGCUUCUCUGUUCCUUGCAAGAAGCUUCCGACACUGCACACCUUCUACUCUGCCCAAGAGUUUGCUGAAACCUUUCUGUGCAGCACUACUCAAGCAAAUAAACGACUCUGCCCCAGAAGUGAGAGAUGCAGCGUACGAAGCUCUGGGCACAGCACAGAAAGUUGUUGGAGAGAAAGCGGUUAACCCUUUUCUAACUGAUGUUGAUAAGCUGAAGCUUGACCGGAUUAAAGAGUGUGCAGAUAAAGCAGAACUUGCCUAUGGCAAGAAGGGAGGAGCUUCUUCUGGAGAUAAGAAGGAAACUAAAGCACCUACUGCUGCCCCAGGAAAACCCACAUCCGUUCAUGGCGGAGCUGGUGAGAGGGAUGUUAAAGAUAUUGCCAAACCUGGAGCACCGCCUAAAAAGGCCCCCGCUGUCAAAGCUGGAGGCCCUGUAAAGAAAGCCAAAGCCCCUGCGUCUGCAGGAGGAGCAGCAAAGGGAAAGAAAGGAGCCAUGGAGACCAAAGAAAUUAUCGAGCAGGAACUCUCUCCAGAGGCCUGUGAAGAGAAAGCAGCAGCGGUUCUCCCAGCAUCCUGCAUGCAGCAGCUGGAUAGCAGUAACUGGAAGGAGAGACUUGCAAGCAUGGAGGAAUUCCAGAAGUCUGUUGAAGUAAUGGAGAGGAAUAACAUUCCCUGCCAAGCACUAGUCAGAAUGCUGGCUAAGAAACCUGGCUUUAAGGAAACAAACUUUCAGGUUAUGCAGAUGAAGCUGCACAUAGUGGCUCUUGUUGCCCAGAAGGGAAUUUUUUCCAAAACCUCUGCCAAUAUUGUACUGGAUGGGCUAGUUGAUAAAGUAGGAGAUGUAAAAUGUGGAGGAAAUGCCAAGGAAGCCCUGAGUGCUAUUGCAGAAUCAUGCAUGCUGCCCUGGACUGCUGAGCAGGUAGUAUCUCUGGCGUUUGCACAGAAGAAUCCAAAGAACCAGUCUGAAACCCUGAACUGGCUCUCAAAUGCCAUUAAAGAGUUUGGUUUUGCAGGGUUGAAUGUCAAGGCAUUUAUCAGCAAUGUGAAAAUUGCUCUUGCUGCAACAAACCCUGCAAUCAGGACAUCUGCCAUCACCUUGCUGGGGGUUAUGUAUCUGUAUGUGGGAGCCCCACUGCGCAUGUUUUUCGAGGAAGAAAAGCCAGCUCUUCUUUCUCAGAUUGAUGCAGAGUUUGAAAAGAUGAAAGGGCAAACACCCCCAGCGCCUACACGUGGUUCCUCAAAGAAUGGUCCAGGAGGUGAAGCGUGUGAGGAUAGAGAAGAGCAAGAAGAGGAAUCACCGGCUGAUGUAAUGGAUCUUCUGCCAAGGACUGAUAUCAGUGAUAAAAUUGGUUCUGACUUGGUUGCAAAGAUCAGUGAUAAAAAUUGGAAGAUACGGAAGGAGGGUCUUGAUGAAGUUACAACCAUUCUUAAUGAAGCAAAAUUUAUUCUGCCAAACAUUGGAGAGCUUCAAAGUGCACUGAAAGGCCGGCUCAAUGACUCAAACAAGAUCCUGGUUCUGCAGACUCUGACUAUCCUUCAGCAACUUGCUACGGCUAUUGGACCCAGCAUCAAGCAACAUGUGAAACAUCUGGGGAUGCCUAUUAUAACUGUGCUAGGAGAUAGUAAGGCCAAUGUGAGAGCAACUGCUCUUACCACUCUUAAUUUAUGGGUGGAACAGACUGGUAUGAAGGAAUGGCUGGAAGGAGAGGACCUGUCUGAGGAGCUGAAGAGGGAAAAUCCUUUUCUGCGACAGGAGCUCUUGGGUUGGCUGGCAGAGAAGCUUCCCACCUUGCGUGCAGUACCUUCUGAUUUGCUGAACUGUGUUCCCUAUCUGUAUUGCUGCCUUGAAGAUCGCAAUGGGGAUGUGCGCAAAAAAGCUCAGGAGGCCCUUCCAAUGUUUAUGAUGCAUGUUGGGUUUGAAAAGAUGUCCAAAGCUACUGGCAAACUCAAGCCUGCAUCCAAGGAUCAAGUUGUUGUGUUACUGGAGAAGGCCAAAGCAAACUUGCCCUCCAAACCUGCGCCUGCUGGGAAGGCGUCUUCCAAACCACAAGGUGGAGCUGUUCAGCCAUCUGCACCAACUCCUGCUGCAGCUUCUUCAGAUUCUGGGUACUCUACCAUGGAUGCCAAACCAGAUCCAAAGAAAAGCAAACCAGGGGCUUCAGCUUCCAAAGCAAAGGUUGUUCCUGGGAAGAAAGUAGCAAGUAGUUCUAAGGCAAAGGAUGAGGAGGACCGUUCUGGCCCAAUAUUUAUCAUUAUUCCCAAUGCAAAAGAGCAGCGGAUAAAAGAUGAAAAGGGACUCAAGGUUCUGAAGUGGAAUUUCACAACUCCUCGUGAUGAAUACAUUGAGCAACUCAAAACACAAAUGUCUACUUGUAUGGCAAAAUGGCUACAGGAUGAGCUCUUCCAUGCAGAUUUCCAGCAUCACUUAAAGGGAUUAGCUGCGAUGGCCGAGCAUGUGGAGAGUGAGAAAGAAGGUAUUAUGAGCUGUCUGGACAUAAUUUUGAAGUGGCUCACUCUGCGUUUCUUUGACACGAAUACUAGUGUUCUAAUGAAGGUACUGGAGUUCCUGAAACUGGUCUUUACCAUGCUUAGCCAGGAGGAAUACCACAUGACUGACCUAGAAGGAACCUCUUUCAUCCCUUACCUGCUGCUAAAGGUUGGCGAGCCAAAGGACAACGUACGUAAAGAUGUACGUGCCAUUUUGAGUAAGAUGUGCCAGGUUUACCCAGCCAGCAAAAUGUUUAACUUUAUCAUGGAUGGGAUAAAGUCAAAGAACUCCAAGCAGAGAGCAGAGUGCCUCGAGGAGCUUGGUUGUUUGGUUGAGUCUUACGGAAUGAAUGUAUGCCAGCCAACUCCUGCCAAAGCUCUAAAAGAGAUAGCUGUCCACAUUGGUGACCGUGACAAUUCAGUACGCAAUGCUGCCCUCAACACAAUAGUAGCAGUAUACAAUGUGCAUGGAGAGCAGGUCUUCAAACUUAUUGGAAAUCUCUCUGAGAAAGACAUGAGUAUGCUGGAGGAGAGGAUAAAGCGAUCUGGGAAGAAGCAGGCUGUGGCAGUACCUGCUAAGCAAGUGGAAGAGAAACCUCAACGUGUGCAAAAUGCCAAUGCCAGUCUUCUGCGCAAACCACCUCCUGAGGACAUGUCCUCCAAACUCAACCAAGCCCGAAAUAUGGGAGGACACACCGAAACAGCCAAUUCUGUUCCGAGGGAGUUCCAGCUGGAUCUUGAUGAGAUUGAGAAUGAUAAUGGUACUUUGAAGUGUGAAAUGCCAGCACUUGUGCAGCACAAGCUCGAUGAGAUCUUUGAUCCAGUCAUGAUUCCAGAACCCAAGAUUCGAGCAGUAUCUCCACAUUUUGAUGACAUGCACAGCAACACUGCUUCCACUAUCAACUUUGUAAUAUCUCAGGUGGCCAGUGGGGACAUAAAUUCCAGUAUCCAGGCUCUAGCACAAAUUGAUGAAGUGUUGAGGCAGGAGGAUAAGGCAGAAGCCAUGUCUGGCCACAUUGAUCAGUUCCUUAUUGCUACAUUCAUGCAACUACGCAUGAUUUACAACACCCACAUGGCAGAUGAGAGAUUGGACAAAGAUGACAUUGUGCGUUUGUACAGCUGCAUCAUUGGCAACAUGAUCUCGCUCUUCCAGAUGGAGACCCUUGCUCGGGAAGCCUCCACUGGUGUGCUGAAAGAUCUCAUGCAUGGUCUCAUCACCCUAAUGCUGGACUCACGGAUAGAGGAUCUUGAGGAGGGUCAGCAGGUUGUGCGUUCUGUGAACUUAUUGGUGGUCAAGGUGCUGGAGAAAUCUGACCAGACCAACAUAUUGAGAUAUCAAAGGCUGCCUCUUCCUCCUAAAGUUGCCAGAUCGUCCAAGACUGCAAGGAUGCCUAGCUCAUCAAAAAUGAAACAAGCCAAGAAGUCCACUUAUACCUCCAAGUCGGUGUUUCAGAUCUUUUAA